Molecule: messenger RNA, 1117 nt
Organism: Belonocnema kinseyi
Lineage: Eukaryota; Metazoa; Arthropoda; Insecta; Hymenoptera; Cynipidae
Gene: Uba3
Product: NEDD8-activating enzyme E1 catalytic subunit
Exons: 4
Coding region: 137-1117 (326 amino acids)
Biological process (GO): protein neddylation
Cellular component (GO): cytoplasm; nucleus
Molecular function (GO): NEDD8 activating enzyme activity
Source: RefSeq, a predicted model, not a curated record
CAAUGGCGGAGGUUGACAGUCUGUGAUCAAUUUAUUGUGUUUUUUUUUACGAUUAUAUAUUUAUAAUUAUUUGAAGUUAGAUCCAGGUGAAAGGGGUCCAAUAAAGAAUAAGUUUUUCGUCACCUAAAUAUCAAAAAUGGGGUCUGAUCACACGAAUAGAAGAUUGAGUCAUCUUCGAAAAGUUUUGGAAAGAUCUGGACCAUUUUGCCGGCCAGAUUUUGAUCCUUCUUCAGAAAAUCUCCCACUUUUGAUGGAUUCUUGCAAAGUACUUGUUAUUGGAGCUGGUGGACUAGGCUGUGAAUUAUUAAAGAACUUGGCUUUGAUGGGCUUCAGGCAAAUUCAUGUCAUUGACAUGGACACAAUCGAUUUGUCUAACCUCAACAGGCAAUUUCUCUUUCGACACAAAGACAUCGGGGCUUCGAAGGCGAUCAUUGCUGCCAAGUUUAUAAACGAGAGGGUUUCAGGUUGCAAUGUUGUUCCGCAUUUUUGCAAAAUCCAGGAUAAAGAUGAGUCCUUUUACCACCAAUUUAACAUUGUGGUUUGUGGGUUGGACUCGAUCGUCGCCAGAAGAUGGAUCAAUGGAAUGUUGAUCUCGCUCUUGGUUUACGAAGAUGGAGAAUUGGAUCAGAGGAGUGUUAUUCCGAUGGUCGACGGAGGCACAGAAGGUUUCAAGGGAAACGCCAGAGUCAUUUUGCCCGGAAUGACUGCCUGCAUCGAGUGUACUUUAGAUCUUUAUCCUCCGCAAGUGACGUAUCCCCUCUGCACCAUAGCAAAUACUCCCCGUUUGCCGGAACACUGCAUUGAAUAUGUGAAAGUAGUUCAGUGGCCGAAGGAAAAUCCCUUCGACUGCACGAUCGACGGCGAUGAUCCGCAACACAUCAACUGGAUUUAUGAAAAAUCGGCGGAAAGAGCGACGCAAUUUGGCAUUCGAGAAUUAACGUACAGACUCGUUCAAGGAGUUGUCAAAAACAUCAUACCCGCAGUCGCAUCCACAAAUGCCUCAAUUGCGGCGACUUGCACGACCGAAGCUUUCAAACUCGCCACCAGCUGCAGUGCCUCCCUAAACAAUUAUAUGAGAAAAAACAAUCUUAUACAAAAUCUCAAUGCAGAGACGUAA